Messenger RNA from Stereum hirsutum FP-91666 SS1, 534 nucleotides. Its product is annotated as signal peptidase subunit. Gene Ontology annotation, cellular component: membrane; signal peptidase complex. The transcript has 5 exons. The record is from RefSeq and is a predicted model, not a curated record. Gene Ontology annotation, biological process: protein targeting to ER. Bases 1 to 534 code for a protein of 177 amino acids. Lineage: Eukaryota; Fungi; Basidiomycota; Agaricomycetes; Russulales; Stereaceae.
AUGCAUAGUGUCUAUGCCAGGUUCAACAAUAUCAGUGCCACGCUUUCCACUUGCAUGAUGGUCCUACUCGGUGCCAUCGCUUGUACAUCCCUACUAUUCAGUGCGGAUCCGAAAGGAGACAUCACUGCAUUGAGUGGUGAAAGCCGACCACGACGAUAUGGCGCCUCCGGUCGGCGGCAAGAGUUUGCCUUCGUAAACUUCAAUGUCACAGCGGACCUUACGCCACUCUUCAACUGGAACACAAAACAACUUUUCCUCUAUCUUGGCGCCGAAUAUACCAAUGCUCAAGGGGUCCAAAACGAAGUGGUCAUCUGGGAUAGAAUCGUCCGGCGAAAGGAGGAUGCGAUGGUCAACGUCGAGGGCAAGAACAGCUAUGCUUUCCGGGAACUUUCGACAAAAUUCCAGGACAUCUCUCCCGCGCACUAUACCCUCAAAUACAACGUCAUGCCAUGGGUUGGAGUCCUCACCUACGGCGAGGCAGCGCGCACGACAGAGCCCAUACCUUUCCCUAACGCAAAGGAUCGCGUCUCGUAA